Molecule: messenger RNA, 456 nt
Organism: Penicillium verhagenii
Lineage: Eukaryota; Fungi; Ascomycota; Eurotiomycetes; Eurotiales; Aspergillaceae
Exons: 2
Coding region: 1-456 (151 amino acids)
Source: RefSeq, a predicted model, not a curated record
AUGAGUGCAAAGGUCAGCAACAUGGUAAGUAUUAUCUACCGCAUCACUUGCCAACGACCACCUAUCUCACUUUUCAAUCUUACAGGUCAUACAAAAGCUCCGCGAGCCAGCAAGUCAACAACUAUGAAUGCUGAAGUGGUUCGGUAUAUCCAAGAUAUUGUUGUUUUCUUGCGUCUCAGUCGCGCAGUUGCUGGUGGAAUAUCUGCAAGGGCAAACAAUCAAUUCGCUCAACUCGCACAAUUCCUGACGCCGUUACAUGGAAUCGAUUAUCUCACACCUUCAAUCGUGGAAUUGGCUGCUAGAAAGGUAUUUCGCCAUCGUAUUAUUGUUGCCUCUCCCGGUGAUGAUCGAAGCCUCCAAUAUGGAAGUGAUCUAGUCACAGUCUCCCGUGUACUAGCUGAAGUGACACCGGACUCAGUUUUGGAUGGUGUACUCGAGUUGGAGCCACCGAUAUAA